CAUUAACCAACACUUGAACGACAAAGAAUUAAGCAAAAGUCGAGUUAAAUUUGAUAUUAAAAUGAAAAAAUUACGUUUGCAGCGAAUAUGGUGCCGCCAUCGCGACCCAAUGUCACCCGACUGGCCGACGAUGCCGUCAUGCUGCGCUGGAACGUGCCCAAGAACGAUGGUCUGCCCAUACAGUUCUUCAAAGUCCAAUAUCGAAUGCUCGGCGACAACGCCCGCAAGAUUCCUCGUGAGGAUUGGCAAACAACCAACGAGAACAUACCCUAUGGCAGGCAGCAGCAGCGCGAGCGGGAGAGGGAUCGAGAUCGGGAUCGGGAUCAUCAGCGGGACCAUCAUGAGCCGGCCCUCAAGAGCUUCACAUCGUCUGUGACGGGCCUGCGUCCGGAUCGGAAUUACCGCUUCCGCAUCAUUGCCGUAUACUCAAACAACGACAACAAGGAGGGCAACACCUCAGCCAAGUUCUUCCUGCGUCGCGGCGCGGCCAAGUCCAAUCUACCCGUGCCCGAGCUGCGCGAGAUUGAAUCCUACUCGGAAUCGGCCGUCGUGCUCCACUGGACUCUCGCAUCGACCUCAGCCGCCCAGCUGCACAACAUCGAUGGCUACUACGCCUACUACCGUCCGGCAUCCUCUGCCUCCGACUACCUGAAGGCGACUGUCGACGGCGGCCAUGCGAGGCGCUUCAAGAUCGACCAACUGGAGCCGGGCACCGCCUACGAGUUCAAACUGCAGUCGUUCAAUGCGCACGCCGCCUCCGAGUUCAGCGAGAUCAAGCAAGGCCGCACGACAAAGUCUGCGAGCCAAACGCCGCCCGCUGUUGCGCCUGCUCCGAACGGCAAAUCGUCGGAACAGCAUGAGAACUCCAUCUACCCGGUCAUAGCUGGCGCCGCUGGUGGCGGCCUUCUCCUGCUCAUAGCCAUUGCCGUGGCCUGUCUCUGCCUGCGCCGUCGCAACAAUUCUCAGCCCGAGGAUGAGAACAAGCCGCAACUGGAUCACAUUCAAGCGGACUUUGUUACAUCUGCCGUGCUGGGCGUGGCACCGCAUCACAAUCACAAUCACGGCCAUGGCCACAAGCCAGGCGACCUGCGGCGCCUGAACGGCGUCAUUCCGCGCAUGAACAUCACGCCGAACCCCCUCGCCCAGGACCCCGCGGCCGACAAGAAUCGCAAUGUUAUGGAAUUACGCUUCCUGCCGCCUGCCAACGGCAUCCCCGCCGGCGCUGCACCGGAGCAGGCAGCGCGGCACGUCGAGCCGGCUGCUGGCGCGGAUACGUAUGCGGAUGCGGAUGCGGAUGUCGAUGCCGAAACGGAAGCCAAUGCGGACGCGGAUGCGGAUGCAGAUGCGGAUAAUGCAGUCAGCGACAAGGCUCAGACAUGCGCCUCAUCCUCCUGCGAGACUCUGGAGGCAUGCGACGGUCUCAGCCAGUCCCAAUCCCAAUCCCAGUCGCCAUCGAUGGCAGUGGCCACGGAGGCGCCCAGCAAGCCACUGCCGCCGCUGCCCAAAAAGACAGCCGCAGCGAAAGCGCAGCAACAACAACAACAACAACAGCAAAACGGCAAUGCAAUGGUUGUGGCUGCGGCCGCCGCUCUGCACCAGCCUGGACUGCAUCAUGCGCAGCCCUAUCAUGCGCCCGGCACGCCCACCUUCUCACACAAGCGCCACGAGUAUCAGCAGCUGCAGGCGCCGCCACCCGUGCCACCGCACGCCACCUACUACCAGCAGCAGCAGCAGCAGCAGCAACAGCAGCUGGGAGCAGGCGGCGCCUCGCCCAUGUUGGAUCAGCAGCGACGCACGCUGGAGCGCAGCGUACGCAGCCUGCAGCAACAACAGCAACAUCCGAGCUAUGGGUUGGAUGAUGGGCAGGCCACGCCCACGCGCAUACCUUCGCUGCGUCGGCAGCGACGCGCCUCUGGCAGCCAGCCGCACAAUAGCCACACAAAUCUCAAUAAUCAUCACAACAACAACAACAAUAACAACAACAAUAACAUUAGCAGCAACAACAACAACAACAACAAUAGUAACAACAACAACAACAACAAUGUGCCGCACCACCUGCUGCACCACCACGCCACACACCACCAUCCCCACAAUGUUGGCAUACCCCACGUCCCGGGCAGUCCGCGCGUCCAGCGCUCGCCGAUGCCGGCGCGGGCUCUGAUCAAGCGAACGCGCCUGGGCAGCCACACGGACAACAUCUCGUCGGGCAGUCUAAACAGUAUUGAGGUCUAGACCUAAGCCACGCCCCACGGCCCCACACCAAACACCCAAACAGCCCUCGCCCUCGCUCUAAGUACAUCUAUCGUAAUUCGAAUAAAACAAACUUCCUUUAUUAUUAU
Drosophila navojoa is the source of this 2339-nucleotide messenger RNA. It is a transcript of the gene boi, whose product is annotated as brother of ihog. Lineage: Eukaryota; Metazoa; Arthropoda; Insecta; Diptera; Drosophilidae. The record is from RefSeq and is a predicted model, not a curated record. Gene Ontology annotation, biological process: nervous system development; cell-cell adhesion. Gene Ontology annotation, molecular function: protein binding.